Molecule: messenger RNA, 12401 nt
Organism: Lymnaea stagnalis (great pond snail)
Lineage: Eukaryota; Metazoa; Mollusca; Gastropoda; Lymnaeidae
Source: the annotation of a GenBank genome assembly
CAGCAAACUUCUGACAUGUGGCCCCCUAAUGUUGUUUACAAAACAGUAAGAUCAGAGUCAGACAGAGGGGGGAAACAAAAUCAGUAAGUUAAGCUGUUGUCUGAAGUAUUUAAUUUAAGCAUUCAGAAUUAAGAUCACUGCACUAGUUUGUGUUCAAACCAUCUGACUGUAUCAAACACAAUUAUUUAUUAGGCCUGGAAGAACCUUAAUACUUAUCUGAUCUCUUAAAAUUAAAACAUUAAAUCUAAAAUCUAAACCAAGUUGACACUAAGUUUAACUAAGUAAGUAAAAAGUAAAAAGACAAAAAAAAAGUUUAAUGAAGUCCAAAUGAAAAUCAAGUGCAAAUCAGUCGCUACUUUGUGUGUGUCAAGGCAGUGUCAAGGGAAUGAUGUGAUUCUGCUGACUCAAUCAAACUCAAUGGUUCUGGAAGUACCACUUCACACUCUCUUAACAAGAAAGAUUGGCCUCUUCCAACAAAUGUCAGUUAUAAUUGAAUAUUACUAAUGAGAAUGAUUUAUAUUAUGUUAUCACUGAAUGUGGAUUACCAGUCACAGGCAAAUUAAUGAACUUUAAAAUAAUUAUAAUCAUGUUAUUAUAAUAAUCAUAUAUAUGAAUUAUUAAGCUAAUCCUGCAACUAAUUUUUGUUUGGCCUACUUUUACUUUUAAGUGCACUUUCAUUUUUUAACACUAGGUUAAUUAUAUUUAACAGACAUAUGUUCUUAAUGCCUAUUAAUUACUGUUAUUUAGUUAAAUAAUUGAGUUUUAAGGAUUUAUAUAAAAUAUACUUAUCCCUCCCUAUAAUGAGUGUGUCUUAAAUUAAUUUUGUGUCCCCCCUGCCAUGACAAAAUUUAUGGAUGGGGCCAUAUUUUAUUUUAUUUUUUUUGCUGGCAUCUGUCCUAGCAGGACAAAAAUCCACAAGGCCUGGGAUUAUUCUUCUAGGAAUAAAAGCUGGUUCCCAAAAGCAAAUCGCCUCUCUCCGCACCGCUGAAUAACCCAAGGGGACAUCAUGUUGGCACCAGUGGCGUCGCAGGAGUUGUCAGAAUGGUUCAUUGUACCAAUGUUAUCCGCCUAAUGGACUCCAUCUCCGGGUUUGAAUUCACAGAGUUUCCUUCUCUUAGAGGAGUUGCCAUCCAAGGUUAACUAGUCCCAUCCAAGGUUAACUAGUCCCAUCCACCUGGGGUGCUUGACUGGGCUGUGGUGGAGAUUGAGCUCCAGACCAUCAACUUGAGAUUUGCUCAGUUUAGACCACUCGGCCACCCAGCACCCAUAAUAUAUAUGAAGUUAACAAUGAUGUUCUCUGCCAUUUGGCUUACAUAUCAUAUUAUAGAUUACACUGGUGACUAGCAAAACAUUAAAUUAAUUUAGUCAAUUAUAAUGAAGAGAUAAAAUGGGGAGCUGUGUUUGACCUUAAGUUUUAAGUUGUAUUUAAGUGAAUGAAGACAAAAUGAUACCCUACUCUUUUUUAGAACAUCCAUUUAUCCCCCAGGCAGGAGAAGCAAGAUAUUUAGUGCGAUCAGUUAGGUACUUACCCAACCUUUUAAGAAAGCUUUACUUAAGGUCUCAAAAACCCUCACAAUACCCAAUAAUGUGCAUGCCACACCACAACCAGUGUUGGGGAGGCAGAGGCGUAGCGAGGGUGUUUGGCGCCCGGGGACAAGAUUCGCGCCCGGGGACAAGAUCCAUUUUAAGGCGCCUCUUUUUUUUAUUUUUUCAACUGUCGAACCCAUUAUUUUCAUCAAUAAAAUAAUAUCAAAGCACAUUUUGGUGCCCCUAACUAGCUGGCGCUCGGGGACAUCUGUCCCCCCCCCCUGCCCCCACCUCGCUACGCCUCUGAGGGGAGGGGAGGAUGUGGAGCACCAUGUGGGACCAUAAAGAGCGUCAGCUCUGGUCCCUGAUAUUGUAUAAGCCAGGCUACCUCAGGCUUACAGGGUGGUGAUUCUGGGCGGACUUGUAUUUAUGGGCUUUUCCACUGCUAGGAAGAGGUGUUUUUUUUUAAAUCUUUGACCUAGGGAGUCUCAUACUAACUUACAUAGUGGCAGCCUAGAUUGAUGGAGGAAAACAAAACUUCCAUAGAAAUUACAUGUAGUUUAAUCAAAAUUAACUAAAACAUUUCAUUUUCUUUACAAUUAGACAUGGAGACCCGUGAUACCAUCACCAUUCAAAAGAGUAGCCUUGCACGACUUGUAUAUUUUGUCCCAUUGUGUAGCCUCUUCAUGUACUUCUCGAAGCAAAUGCUCUUUGGACCUAAUGUGUUGUGGCUUCAAGGCGUGACAGUAACUGAGGAUCUACAGAUCAUUUUUAAAGAUUCAAAUGGAAAGGUUUAUCUUGCAGGUUACAAACUUAAAAAUUUAUUUGAAGAAAUUGAGAUUGACAUUGUUAACUUUUUUAAAGGCUAAUUGUCGCAGUGAGAAAUAGGCCUUCUAUUGUUUUCUUAGAUUGUGUGUGGGACAUUUUAUCAGUUGUCAACAUUGUUGUGCACAAUGAAUGUUUUGUGUUCAUUAAAAUUCUCAUAACACAUGUUCUUAAUUUAAAAAUGCAAUCAAAAUUUUACAAUUUGUCCUAAACAUAUUUCAGGACAAAGUGACUUCAAUAAACCAGAUGAUAGACUGCCUGAGUAUUGCAGACAUCAACAGAACAAUGACAAUAUGGGGUGUUUACAAGACAAUCACAACCAGCGAAUAAAAAUUAUCACAGAUACAAGUGGAAAUAAAAGAGUCAGUUGUUAUAAGGUAAUUUCAAAUUCAGCCAUGGAGAGAUUAGAUAUGCAAUAAGUGCAAUUAAGCUAUAAGACAUAAUUUUUGGUCAUUUUUUCAAAAGAUAAUUAUAGGUCUGUGGUGAAAUCGCUUGUAUAUUUUCUGGUUUAAAUAAUAAUGCUCUCCUGUAAUCGUUAGGAUAUUGAUUAAAAAUUUUAUUUCAAUGUCUUGAAAAGAUAUAUUUAAAAAAACUACCAUAGAAUAUUAAAAUUUUCAGUUAACCUAUAAUAUUGUCCUGUGCAUUCAAAUGAUCUAUUAUUUUUUUUAAAACUGUGUCUCUUAAAAAUUUUAAACUAUUGUUAUGCAUUAAUUGUGUUGGCAUGGGCAAGGAGAGGACAAAGAGGGCCCCUGCUGUAGGUGCCAUCUUUAGAGGUAGCCAUUUUAUUUAUUUUUAAUAUAAAAUGUGUGUGUUAAUAUAUACAUUUUGGAAAGAGGGCGCCUAUAUUGAGGAUUUGUCCCGUGUGCAGCUUUUACUUGUCUGAAUGGUAAUGUUAAUAAAAUAUUUCUUACAAAUAGGUACAAAGAGAAGGGUUAAAAUGUGUCAACCAGAUGGUGAAGGACUGCUACAACCUUGGAGAUAGCCACUGGUACGGAGGCUUUGAGGCAUUUAACCAAAUGUGGCCCCUGAAGAAGGCCAUGCCGUCGAAGGAAGGGACAUUACUAACUGCACAGAAGGAGGAGCCUGAACCAGAAGGGGUGGAGCUUGCCAUGGGGCCUUAUGUUUCUGGAGAUUUUGGCAUUCACAAGGUGGUGCUGGCAAAUGUGUUAGAAAGGUGAUUUAAAUUUGUUCGUCUUGUAAUUUAAAGUAAGAAGUAGGCCUAUUUCAAUUUGAAAGAUUCAGUCCAGUUUUUUUUGCAGAUGGAAAUAUUUUCCUUCUCCGUUGUUGUGAGUAAUUUUCUUCAACCCUUGCUAACAGCGAGAUGACUUCAAUCCAUGACAAUGGCCAUAUGACUUUAACUCAAUCAAACAAUCCCCUAGCUUCAAACUAUAGACAGAAUUACUUAACUUCAAUCCAUUGAAACUGACACAUGGCCUAAUACUGCGGAAGUAUGCAGAGACAUCAACAUUUUCAAUGUUUAUCCUUUUAUCAUCUGUUCGUUUGAUCUGCUAUCAUGUAUUCAAUCACCCUCAGAUUCCGAACUGGGUGGCUCCAUAUUUUUUUUAAAAAGUGGAAUUUGUAAAUAUUUACUCUCUGUGAGGAUAAUAACAAAUGACUUAUGAGUUAAAUUUUUAGUUUUAUCCUCAGCUUGUGCAUGAAGCCAACCAAACUUUCCCACAGUUUUAAUUACAGUUCACUAUAAUUUUAAAAGUUUGUUGUUCACUAUCUUUUCAAUAGUCUGCAAUUUACUGUUAUUCCUGUAACUUGUUGUGCAUUAUUAUUUCAAUAGUUUGUUACUUUCUUUCAGGCUGUUCAUCUCCUCUUCUGGUGUGGGAAUAAUGGUAUCCAAGGACUCACCUCUUUACCUCAGUUUCAAUGCUCACAAAGAUGGUAAAAUUUGUCUUGCUGGAAUGUAUGAUGGCUCACAUUACUUCAGUCACCUGGGGAAGCCUCCAGUGCUAGGUGGGUGCUUGAAAUGUGAAAAUAUUUAAUAAUUUAUAACAAUGCUGUAUCUUUAAUGAAAAAGCCUGUGCUGUAAAAAAAAAAAUUAAGCCUUAUUGUGGAACUUAAUAAUAGGUCUACAAAUAAAAUGUUAAAAAAAGAAUAUUACUGUACCUAUUAUUAAAUGGGCUCUAAAUUUUGAGUGUUUGAUAAUUAAAAAUUUUUCUUAAAAUAAAUGAAAGUUGUUAUAAAUAUGUGGCAUUAGGGCUAUCUGAAUUCAAAAAGUAUAGUCUAAUAAGAAUUUAAUUUUUUUUUAAUUUUUUUGUGAUGAGCUAUAUUUUUUAACUCCUUUGCUGCAAGUUUAAAGAAUACUCUUCAUCAGAAUUAAUGUGGGUUGCUAUUAUUUUAUUAUUAUUAUUAUUUAUAUUUGUGUGUAUGUGUGUGUGUCUGUGGGGUUGGGGGGGGUUGCAUAAUGCAAAUAUUUAUCUGUAAUCUGUUGUUUUUUUUUACAUAUUUUAAUGAAUUUUAUAUAAUUUUAAUGGUAAAUAAAUGUUAAAAUGAAAAAAAAAAUAAUCUGCAUCAAUUAAAAUGGAAAGUCUUGUUUAUAGACUUUCUGAUAUAAUUUUUUUUUUUUAAAUGUUAAGUUUCUAUGAACAGUUUUGAAAUUAUUGAGUCACAGAAGCAAUAUGAGCAUCUCAUGCGGAAACACUAUUUUGAUAGUAUGAGCUUUUUUGACUACACUGGGUAUUUGAUAUAGUACAGAUUGACCAAACCAACACCUGCUUUCAACUGAGACAGCCAGUAAGCUUCUUUCAACUCAGAGGGCCAGUGGAGCCAAUUCCCUUUGUGCAUGUUACAUAGAUGAGUCUAUUAUCUUAACUUGGCCUAAUGUCACUCUUUUCAAAGACGUUAUAACAUUAGAAUAUAUUAUUAAAGUAAUUUAUUAUUACCAUCUUGUUGUUGCUACAUUUCAGAAUACACGGUCUGCAAAGCAAACAAUGUGAAGGAAAUCAGUGAUUAUAUGAGGGGCAGAUUUUUAAAUAAACCUGGGGGUACGCCCAGCCUGGAGUUGUUUCACCAUCCUAUUUGGUCAACAUGGGCCCAGUAUAACAGGAAAAUUAAUCAAACUGCUGUCAUGGAUUUUGCAGGUGUGUGAAAAAUUUUUAUUUAAAAAAAAACCAUCACUUUAACUUUAAGAAAAUGAAGUCAUAAGGGAAGAAACCAUACUUUAAGAAAAUGAAGUCAUUAGGGAAGAAACCAUACUUUAAGAAAAUGAAGUCAUUAGGGAAGAAACCAUACUUUAAGAAAAUGGAGUCAUUAGGGAAGAAACCGUACUUAAAGAAAAUGAAGUCAUUAGGGAAGAAACCAUACUUUAAGAAAAUGAAGUCAUUAGGGAAGAAACUUUACUUUAAGAGAAUGGCCAUGGCCAAAAGAUCUGUAUUUCCAUAUCACAACAUAUGAUUAACAAUUUAAGGAAUUCAACAUGGAAAUUCUUUAGCCAUUGCUUGGCAAAUGAACAGAUGUAUUUAACCAACUCACUUAGACCAUAUGCUCUCUGAAAUUUUUUUUUUAACACAGUAUUUAAAAGUUUCUUCUCUACUCAAAACCUGUAUCCCGUAGGGAAAAGCAGUGUAAGCUUCCCUAUAAAACAACGCAGAUAAUUAGAAAUUUAGUGGCAUCUACAUGGGUCAUUAUUAAGCUUAGUCUUUUUUAUGACCCGUAUAAUAAGUGACACCAACCUUUCUGCAUUCUAUGACUAUGGCUUGAAGGGCCACAUUUGGCCCACUGCUUAUGAGUUUUAGACCAGUGCCCUGCCCUAGAGCCAAGUAUCUGACCAAGACAAACUUUAACGUAAGAUGCAAAAUUCUUGCUUGCAGUGGUGUUUAGUGUGUCCAUGCUACAUGUGGCAAUAUAAUGUUGACUCACAGUGUAAAAUAUUUUAAACUUCAUUUAAGAUUAACAUCAUAGCAUGGCUUGAUUGCGCCAUCCCUGUGGUGCUACAGCCCAUGUAGGGCUUUGACCUUUACAGCUCUUUAGGUAGCUGCCUUAAUAUUUGGGUAUGGUUCGCUAGCCUUUGUGGAUACCUCUACUUCCUAAAAGGCAGUAGGUUCUGAUUUUGGUCUGCCCCGGGUAUUUUAUUUCCCGGCACCCGCCAUAUCUGGUGGGCUUUCCCCUAUCUGCCAGCAGAGAAAGCCCUCAAUGGAAGAUCAGUAUCUCCGCACAGGCUCGCUUGAGCCAUUCAGUUUGAUUUUUAGCAUGACAAAAAAAAAAGCUUUAUAACUCAAACACUUAGAUAUUGAAAAAUGAUUGUUAAUACUCCUCUAAGUAAAGAAAAUAUUUUUAUACUCCUUUAGAUAAAAUACGGCAGCAUAAAUUCCCAGCUGCCCAGCUGGAAAUCGAUGACAGAUGGACAGUCAACUAUGGCGACCUCGAUUUUGAUGAAGCUAAAUUUCCUGACCCUAAGCAGAUGGUUGCCAGCUUAAAUAAAAAAGGCUUUGCUGUAUCUCUGUGGACACAUCCUUUCCUGAGCCUGUCAUCAGCUUCAUUUAAAGAAGCCAUGCACCACAAAUACAUCGUCAUGGCAAGGGUAAGUUGGUGUAAGUCAAAGGUAGCUUUUUAAUCUUAAGAACCAUGGGAAGCUGUGUAAUAUUAUUAUUUAAACACUAGAAAUAACAAGUCAAACAAACGCCUGAACUUCCCAUCUUCUUAAGCUACUUGACAACAUGUAUUCAAGUGACGCACUUGAAAAGAAUCCCAAUUAGUGCUAACUUCUGGCAAUUUUAUUUUACGCCUGUUGAACACAGCGUUACACCCAUAACAUACCUUAGAGAAUUAUUAUUUGUUAUGUCUAUGAUAGAUGUGUGUUUAAAAAGUCAAUAAAGGUAGGAUGCUGUGACAAAAGGCUAAACAGUGUAGCUAGGGAACGUGGGUCAUACUAUUGUACCAAUGUACCUUAAAAAUUUUGGAAAAAAAAAAAAUUAUUUAUUAUAUUAUUUUAUGUGCUUUUAAUUUUUUAGAUCUAAAGGAAAUAAAGUCUCAGGCAGACUUUUACAUAAUAUGACACAAUUGAUUGAAUGCAUCCAGAAAUAUUCCAUUGUUUUUAAAGUAGCAUCCAUUUAUUUCUGAUUGGUCAAACAAAAUUGUGUUACUAAUUUUAGAAAUUGACAUCAUUAAGUGGCACCUGGAUGAAAUGAGCAAGGUUAGGAUUUAAUGAAUGAACACUGCAAUGUAUUUAUCUAGAGAAAUAAAUACAGUUGUGUAAAUGCUUUAUCUAUUUAAGGGAAGUGAUACUCCUGCCCUAGUGAGAUGGUGGAAUGAAGACAUGUCCGCACUUCUGGAUGUCACAAAUCCUGCAGCAGUUUUGUGGUAUCUACAGAAGCUGACCAAUCUCAAGGACCUGUACAAUAUCAGUUCUUUUAAAGUAAGUGUCAUUUAUAUCAUGAGAGGUUUUGUUUUUAAAUUAGAUUUAAAAUGCAUUUCAAUUUCAACACAACCCUUUCAUUAAUUUUCAUUGGGUUUUCUGUAAGCUCUGUACGAAACUAAUUAAUGUUUUGAAGAACUCACACACAUUGAUGCCCCUAAACUGUAAGCUGUUUUCUCUUAGUUUGAUGCUGGAGAAGCUCACUUUGUCCCGCAUGCUCAUCACACAUUUGAAGACAUGGUCUCAUCCAAUGAAUACGCCACCUUGUGGGCAGAGCUGGCUUACAGUGCAGAUCCAACAUCCCAUAGGCAAGAGGUCAGAGUCGGAUGGGAUGCCCAGAAACUUCCAAUCUUUGUCCGUUUGUUUGAUCGCAUGUCCAGUUGGGAUCGACAAGGCGGACUGGUCACUGUGAUACCCUCAGUGCUGACCUUAGGUAUCAUUGGCUAUCCGUUUGUUUUGCCCGACAUGAUUGGAGGAAAUGCUUAUGCUGAUAUGAUAGCAUUUGAAGGCGGGGCUUAUCCAAGGAGAGAACUGUAUAUAAGAUGGUUGGAGCUCAAUACCUUCCUUCCAGCUGUUCAAUUUUCUGUUGUGCCUUGGAUCUAUGAUGAUGAGGUCAUAGCCAUUACCAGAAACUACUUACAGAUAAGGGAGCAAUAUGCUAAGAAAAUUGUUGAGCUUGCAGAGGACAGUGUCAUGUCAGGUUUUCCAAUAGUCCGUCCACUCUGGUGGAUUGCUCCCAAUGAUCAGCAGGCGUUGGUGAGUGAAGAUGAGUAUCUGCUGGGAGAUGAUCUGCUUGUGGCACCUGUGGUUGUUGAAGGAGCAAGGAAACGAGAUAUAUACCUCCCUGCGGGAUCUUGGAAUGAUAAACUGAGAGGGGGCCUAGUCCAAGGUCCAACUCUUCUCAAAGAUUACCCUGUGGCCCUGGAAGAGUUGGCAUUUUUUGAACAAGACAAAGUUAGUGAUUCUUAAUGGUCUAGUGGUGUUUUCAGUUGUUCUGUUACUAAGUAUAAGUAGUUUAAGUAAGUUUAAGAGCAGCUUCAGUUGGUCUUGUGGUAUUUAUUAGUUGGUAAAAGACUUUAGUAAAAGCUUUAGUUGGUCUAGUAUAGGGUGACCAAAUCAUGAAAUGGACAAAACUGGACACAGCAAAGGAGGGUUUGGGGGGGGAUACCCUUCAGUUAAAGAGGGGUCCGGUCCGGGAGCCACCGCCGGAAACUGUUUAUUGAAAUAUGCUAAUAUUUUACUAUUUUAGCCUAGAAAUCUUUUUAACUUACCUUCACUUUUUUAACUAAAUUUAAACUCUGCGGCACAUCAUAAACGAAAAAGAUAAUUUUGCAGUGAAUACUUAUUUAUUUAAACAUAUUUUACAACGUAAUACAACACAACAAAUUAAAUUUCUCUAGUCUAGGAUUUAAAUUGAGGAUAUUUGGCUGUUGUCCCAGCCAUUGUUAAAACCUCCUUCUUAUCUAACAUCAAGUUGUCAAAACUAGAACAGCCCAUUUUGAAAUUGUAAAGAGAACCGCAGGAUUGCAGAAAGGGUCUCCACUCUCAUCUUGUCGGCAGAGUGGUGGAGGAAGAACAGUGCAGCCAUCACGCGAGCCCACAUCACUACUGGCACUGGCUACACAGCUAGCCAAAAUAUUACUUGAAGUUAUAUAAUUUACAAAUUAGGAAGUUUUAGUGAUUUGAAAAUGUGUUUGGUUUUAGAAAUGGGAAAUUUAGUCGUCCCGAGAGACUUUUUCGGGACACCAGGUACGAUCAUGAAAAAACUGGACAAUCUCGUUUUUACUGGACGUUUGGUCACCCUAGUCUAGUAGCAGCUUUGGUUUAUUUCAGGGAGAAAAUAUUAAUGAUUCAAAUUUGUCUAGUUGUAGCUGUAGUUUUAUUUAAACGCAUCUCUUUAUAUUAUUGAUUUUUUUGUAAUAGGGCAUAAGAAAUUGUGAGGAAAUCGGCAUGGAAUUUAACAAUAUUAUCAUUUCUUUUAGUAGAAAGUAACGCGAAGCAAUGAAUAUAGUUAUGCCAUUCUCUUAAUUGAACAGCUACAUUUUAGGAUUAUGUGGGGAUAAUUGUAAAAAUAACUUGUUUGAAGCUAGGAUUGUUUCAUACACCUUAACUUUGUAAAACUUUAACAUUUUGUGAUUUCUCUUCUUGCUGGUAAAAUACUUUUGCAUUAUCUACCUAUUAUUAUUUUCAUUUAGAAGCCUUUUAACAAUUUUGUUUCAAUUCUUGAACAAAUUCUUGUGCGUUAUAUUUUAUAUAAAUAAACAUGAGACAGUAGUGUUGGGAUAACGCCAAUAAAUCUUCAUUUGAUUAUGAUCAUUCUGAUCCAGUAGAUUUUUGGGCAUCCACCCUUCGGCCUGGUGUGUAUGAUCAAAGCAAUGCUGAGCUUAGCCAAACAAAUAUAUAUACAUAUAGUAAAUAUGUAUAAAAUGAAAAAACUUAUUGCACUACUUAAUAUUGAGUGGACCAAAUGUUUUCAUCUACAUCAAGGACAAUAGUUAAGAUAAGUUAAAUGUGAAAUUUAAGCUGUUAUUAUCUACCUAAACUAUUCCAUCCAACCAAUUUAAAACAACAUGGUAAUAAUGGGGAGAGAGUGUAAUCAGGUUAGAAAAACGGAAAUGAGCAAAACAAAUUAUGGGAAAACCUGGGAGAAAAAACGCAACAAAACAACGAACGUGUCAGCAAGAAGCCUUAAAAAGCAACAUGUUGUCAAAUAUCAGGUCUUACUUUGUUUAAUUUAUGAUUUUAAACAAAGAGGAGGCAACUUAACCUUGCAUGAUUGAUAAAUUAUUUUAUUUGUUAGUGGAGAUAUCAGAUCUUUUUUUUUUUUGUGAACCAAUUUUUGUAAAAUACAAUUUUAAACUGAUUAUAUUGGGUAGUUUCAUGACAAACUGAAAAGACUGGAAAUGGGCACAGCAACUCCAUGUUUUCAUUUUCAAUAGGCCACUAAAUUUUGUUAAAUUUUUAAAAAAUAUUAUUAUUUCUUUUUUUUUUGUUUUCUACUUAAUUAGUUGUAAUAGUAAUUUAAGUAAUUAAUUAAAAUGUUUAAUGCUUUUGGCUAGAAAAAAGUGACCUAUACAGCCAUCAUUUUAUUUUGAUUUUGCACUUGGCACUGUUUCUAAAUCACAAGUGAAUAAGGAACACAUUGGCACAUGUUAACUAUUUUUUGUUCUUCGCAAACGAAGAUGACCACUGCAAUUUUCACUUUAGUAGUAGUAGUAGUGGCCUUAACUUGAGCUGUAUUUUGUUUAAAGUGAGGGAGAGUUGCUCGAUUCGUCAGCCUCACUCUUGUCCUUGUCUAUUUGAUUCAAUGGCAAGGCUUAAUUAAGAUGAGCCAGGAUAUAGCAGAUGACCAGCAGUUCGUCUUGUGUGUUUCACGGUGCUUUUAUGCGCUCUAUGUCACAGGAGUAUUCAGAAUUUUCAUUGUGUCAAUGUUAUACUGCCUACGGGACUCCAUCUCUGAGUUUGAUUUCAGAGUUUGCCUUCUCUUAGAUGAGUUGCCAUCUAUUAUUAACGAGUUUUAUCCCAAUUCUUGGACUUUUGUAAGUUUAAGGUAAUUAAAAUGCUAAUUUUAAAUUAAUUUAAAACUUUGAUAAUCCUAUUUUAGAAAGAAAACCAGCAAAAUAUAAUUGUUUUCAAAAUGAUUAUGUGAACUCCGAUUUUUUAUUUAACAUCCCUAAUUUUAUUGUUUGAUAAUAUGGUCUCACUUCUCAAAACCAAGUUUUUACAGUUUUUACCCAAAUAUAAAAUUUACUUUAUAUAGAGUUUUGGGUGUUUAUACAUCUGACAUAGGUAAUUUUAAAUGAAUGUUGUUUUGAUCAAAUAGGAAUUUUGUCUCAGCUCCGUGACUAUUAAUAAUAACGAAACAUAUAAAGUAGUAAAGCUUUGAAUGCUUAGAUCAUUUUUUCAAGAUGUUGCACCCCAAAUGGCACAUUUCCUCAAAACAGAAAUGAAAUAGUUUUAAAAUGAAAAUAUAUUAAUGGGCAUUAUUAAUUACCAUUAAUUGUUUAGCAGAAGCAUUCUUGAUUUAAUGUUGGACAGGAGCAAUAAUAUAUAGAGCGACUCAUUGAAUUAUGCCUUAUGCUCUGAGUGAAUCCCUAUCUUGAGUUCCACAAUUUUAUUAUGAACAAAUGCAUUCCAUGCCAUGAUAAUUGAAAGGGGCUAAUAUUAAAUACAUGUGUUGUUUAAUUAUAAUCAUACAGUCAUUACUGUGUGAUAAAUUAAUGUGUUAUUUUUUAAAUAUUUUUUGCCUAUUUGAUUGACAAAUAUAUUUUUUGUUGUGAUAUGGAAACCUAAAAAGCACAAGAUUUCUGUAUUUUUUCAUAUUGCAUUUAAGACUGCAAGGAAUAUUUAGAAAAAUUUGAGCUAAUAGUAUAUUUUAUUGAUGACAUUUGAAGUAUAAAAAAAAAUAACAUUUUUUUCCAUUUCAAGUAUUUCAGCUUGUAAGCGAACAUUAAAGAAAAUAUUGUUUGCUAAAACAUUUAAUGUUUACAACUGCUGACAAUUCCGAGACAAGUUUUUGUAAUAAUCUUUACUGAAUAAUCCUCCAUUUAUACUGUUUUCUUAAUAUUAAUUUCAUUGAUGCAUUUUGAAACAAAAUCUAUAUUUGUGUUAUGUUGGAGCAAUUUUAUCAAUUUCGGAAUGUUGUUGUGAUGUCAAUUAAUACAAUGAUUAAAAUUAUUAAAUAGUG